This is a messenger RNA of Pseudozyma hubeiensis SY62, 903 nucleotides long. RefSeq lists its product as hypothetical. Lineage: Eukaryota; Fungi; Basidiomycota; Ustilaginomycetes; Ustilaginales; Ustilaginaceae. The coding region runs from base 1 to 903 and encodes 300 amino acids. Gene Ontology annotation, molecular function: 2,4-dienoyl-CoA reductase (NADPH) activity. Gene Ontology annotation, biological process: fatty acid catabolic process. The record is from RefSeq and is a predicted model, not a curated record. The transcript has a single exon.
AUGGGUAAAGAGGAAGACACAUCUCGACCGGCGGUGGUGCUCCCACCGGCGGAUCCAUCCAAGGUCUUCCGUCCAGACAUCUUCAAAGGCAAAGUCCUCUUCUGCACCGGCGGCGGUUCGGGCAUCUGCUACGAGAUGACCAAGACCAUCAUGUCAUUCGGUGCCAACGCGUCCAUCCUAGGACGCAAAGCGGAUCGUCUCGCCCGAGCGUCCGAAGAACUCUCCUCUGCCACGGGUCAACAGUGUCUUCCCUGUCCAGCCGACGUUCGCGACCCGGAGCAGCUUCGGGAAGCCGCACGCAAGACGAUCGAAAAGUUCGGACGCAUUGACUUUGUCAUCGCCGGAUCCGCCGCAAACUGGCUCGCCAGCACAGAGCAGAACAACGAAAAGGGCUUCAAGACCGUCAUCGACAUCGACCUGAUCGGAUCGUACAACACGGUGAAAUCUACUCUCGAAGAAGUGACGAAGAACAAGGGCAGCUACAUCUUCAUCAGUGCCACUCUGCACUACUUUGGUCUUCCGUACCAGGGACCUGCGAGUGCAGCGAAGGCAGGAGUGGACGCUCUCAGCCGCGUCCUGGCCGUGGAGAUGGGUCCGUUGGGUGUAAGGAGCAAUGUAAUUGCCCCAGGACCUAUUGGAGAUACGGAGGGUAUGGAUAGGCUGGCUCCCAAGGGCGUGGGUGAGGCGAUCGCCGAAGGCGUGCCGAUGCAGAGGAUGGGUAAGAAGAGCGACAUCGCCGCAGCGGGCGUGUAUCUGUUCAGUGAGGCGGCGAGCUUCGUCACAGGAACGCAGAUGGUAGUGGACGGAGGAGCUUGGCAUGUUCAGGGACCGAUGCUGCCGUACCCGACGAGCAGUUUGGAUCCCAAGAGCUUGAGCUCCAUUGUUAGCGGAUCUAGGCUGUAA